Molecule: messenger RNA, 1965 nt
Organism: Camelina sativa (false flax)
Lineage: Eukaryota; Viridiplantae; Streptophyta; Magnoliopsida; Brassicales; Brassicaceae
Source: RefSeq, a predicted model, not a curated record
AUGAUGCUUCAAAGGGCUGUGAUCUUGGAUGAACAAAGCUAUGGUCGUUGGAAGGUCCGCAUGGUUCAGUUGAUCCGUAAUCUUGGUGAGGAUGCUUGGACGGCUGUUGAAGAAGGCUGGGAGCCUCCAUAUGAGAAAACUGAAGCUGGUGACAAGAUCACUAAACCUAAGCCUCCAUAUGAGAAAACCGAAGCUGGUGACAAGAUCACUAAACCUAAGGCACGCUGGACAGUGGAAGAAAAGAACUUGUCUAAAUACAAUGCUAGGGCUCUUAAUGCUAUCUUUGGAGCUAUUGAUGAUGAUGAGUUUAAGCUUGUUCAAGGUUGUGAAUCAGCUAAAGAUGCUUGGGACAUUCUGGAGAAGACCCAUGAAGGAAAUUCAAGUGUCAAAAGAACAAGAUUAGACCAACUUGCAUCUCAGUUUGAAGUCUUAAGAAUGGAUCCAGAAGAAUCAAUUUCACAAUUUAGUGCAAAAUUGAGUGUUAUUGCUAAUGAAGCAAAGAAUCUUGGUAAGAUCUAUAAAAAUACCAAGCUGGUUAAGAAAUUAAUUAGAUGUCUACCUUCUAAGUAUGCAGCUCAUAAAGCAGUUAUGAGGGUAUCUGGCAACACAUACACCUUGAAGUUUGAGGAUCUCGUUGGUAUGCUAAAAUCAGAGGAGAUGAAAGUUUCUGAAGAAUUGAGAAUUCAUGGUAAAGGAAUUGCAUUCAAGGCAGAUGACAGGAGUGAUCAGUUGAAAGAGAUAAAAGAUAACAUGUGCUUGAUGGCAAGAAACUUUGGAAAAGCUCUCAAGCGUGUUGAAAAAGGACAGGGACGAGAAUUAGCUUGUUGGAAUCAAACUGCUACAGAGAGGUCUUGUUCUAGGCCAAAUAUAUCUGAGAAAGAAAAAUCUAAUCGGAGAAAAGAGAUUCAAUGUCUUGAAUGUGGUGGUUUUGGUCAUUACAAACUUGAGUGUCCAAUGGUUAAGCGCAAGGAGAUGAAGUGCUUUGAAUGUAAAAAGAUUGGACAUUUAAAAUCAGAAUGCCCAAACAUGGUGAAAGGAAAUAAGAUUGCAUAUGUUAGCUUUAAUGAUUCAGAAUCAGAGACUGAUGAAAGCUCAUAUGAUGAUGAUGAAGAGUCAAUUUCAAAAGAGAGCUAUUGUAUUCUGUAUGACAAUUGGGUUCAGUUGUGUAAUGAAAAGUUGCUACUUGUCCAAGAAAAACUGAAAUUGGAAGCCAAAGUCAAUAUGCUUGAAGAUAGGAAGCGUGAAGUAUUGAUUGGUGAGGAACUCCCUCCUGCUGAAAAGGAGUUGUUUGAGAGGAAACUGAGAAAUCUGCAAGAAAAAUAUAGUUUGGAAAAAGAAAAAGCAACAAGUCUGGAAAGGGAGCUGAAUGAGAAUCACAAGAAGAUUAGGAUGUUGAAUAAUGGUGGCAAAAAGCUUGAUGAGAUACUAUCUAUGGGAAUUGUAGGAUCUCAGCAUCGAGGUCUGGGUUAUCAUAAAGAGGAGACUGUUGAGCUGUUAUCUCGUGAUAAAUCAGUAAGCUUUGUUAAGAGUAAUUCAACCCAUGAAACCGAGUCAAGUAUUCUGGGAAAAGUGGUUCAACAGGAAGCCCCUGUAGCACUAACCAGGAACAAGUUCAAUCUAUAUCCGCUCCUAAGCAAAAAGUUUAAGAACAAGAUCAAUGAGCUUUGGAUGGCUAGGAAGUGCUUUAUCGAUCCAUCUCACUUUUGCAAAGUCUGGGUUGCUAAACAGGAUCUUUACAGUAAGGUUUCCGAACAUAAUGAAAGACAAUAUAAUCAAAUAAUCCAUGAAACUGAGGAAAUCAACCUAUUUUGCAAUCUCUCGAAGAUAAUCACUGAAGACGAUGUUGGGGUUGAACCUGAGGUUCUACAGAAGCAUGUUGCAGACCACCUGUACAAGAAACAGUCACAACUGAAUCAACUAGAUCCAAUAGUAAUGAUUGGAAUGAUGAAUCAUCAGGAGUCUUAG